This is a messenger RNA of Penicillium maclennaniae, 246 nucleotides long. RefSeq lists its product as uncharacterized. Bases 1 to 246 code for a protein of 81 amino acids. The record is from RefSeq and is a predicted model, not a curated record. NCBI's taxonomy places the organism in Eukaryota, Fungi, Ascomycota, Eurotiomycetes, Eurotiales, Aspergillaceae. The transcript has a single exon.
AUGCAGCAAGAACAGCCUCGCAAGGAGGAGAAAGCUACUGGAGGCGUCGCCGCCCAUCUGGAUUACGAGAUGGACCGCAUGUCCGACUUCGUGGCGGAAAUGACCCAGGGAAUGUAUGAGCUAUACAACACCAAGAUCACCCUAGCAGAUAUUGACAUCGCGCGAAGCAUCUCCCCAGGAUCUUCGGUCCCCCCCACAGUUCCGGAAAUACGUCUACCAGAUUUUGUCUUCGACUCGACUGCCUAG